Messenger RNA from Danaus chrysippus (African queen), 2220 nucleotides. The record is from the annotation of a GenBank genome assembly. NCBI's taxonomy places the organism in Eukaryota, Metazoa, Arthropoda, Insecta, Lepidoptera, Nymphalidae.
AUGUGCAUCUGUGUAUUUUGUUUCUUUGAAUCAGCUCAAUUCGGAGAUCACAAACAAGAUUUCGGGUAUGUGACUGUGAGAGAAGGAGCACACAUGUUCUAUUGGAUGUACUACACCACCGCUAAUGUAGCGAAUCACACUGAGAGACCUCUCAUCGUUUGGCUGCAAGGUGGACCCGGUGGUUCCUCUACAGGCAUUGGUAACUUCGAAAUACUUGGUCCGCUUGAUGAGAAUUUGCAAGAAAGAAACUACACCUGGGUGAACAAUUUUAACGUCAUCUUCGUCGAUAACCCCGUUGGUACAGGUUUCAGCUACGUCGAUGAUCCUAUUUAUCUGACAACUACAAAUGAUCAAAUAGCCCUCGACUUUGUCGAAUUGAUGAAAGGGUUUUAUCGAUCUAAUCCUGAGUUCGAAGAAGUGCCACUUUAUAUUUACGGACAAUCAUACGGCGGAAAGAUGGCGAUUGACAUGGGUGUCCGAAUGCGCGAGGCUGAAAUUGCUGGAACAAUAAGAUCGAAUUUAAGAGGAAUAGCUAUGGGCAACGCUUGGAUAAGUCCAGUAGAUUCUACUCUCACUUGGGGACCGCUGCUGUUAGCUGCUGGUCUGGUUGACGAGGCUGGAUAUGAACUAAUACAAAAAACUGCACGAGAGGCUGAGCGGUUAUUCAAUGAGGGAUCAUAUUUCAGUUCAAGUCUCCAAUGGUCUGCGACUCAAAGGGCUGUUAACCAAGCAACGACUAGCGUGGACUUCUACAAUAUAUUAACUAAAACUCCAGUGCCCCAGACCUUUGAUAAUGAGAUAGAAAAACUCAUACUACCAGAUGGUUUUUAUGGAACAUCGAGAAGAUCAAGAAAUACUCUUAAUACCUUAAUGAACACGAGAGUGAAGGAAGCUCUUCGAAUUCCUACCAAUGUCACCUGGAGUGCGUCGUCAAACAGAGUGUUUAACGCACUCAGAACAGAUUUUAUGAAACCAGUGACCGAAAGCAAAUUGAAGGGAGAAAACAUAGGCAAUGUCAGCUAUACGGCAGCCUUUACAAGAGUGCGUGGCAAAGGUGACGUCUUCUGGUGGUUUUACCCAACCCUUGCGGAGUCUCCAACUAAAAGACCUCUAUUAUUAUGGUUCCACGGGGUUACAGGGCUCCCACCAAGCUUCCUUGCAAAUUUCGGCAUGUUCGGACCUUACGACGUGCAUCUCAAUAAAAGAAAUGAUUCGCUGGUAAAUGAUUAUAAUUUACUAUUUGUCGAUGGCUCAAUUGGGACCGGUUUCAGUACAGCCGAAUCAGAAGAUAGAGAUCUCCCAGGCCUAGAUGAACAUGUUGACAUUUUGUGGAGUAUGCUUCAAUCGUUUUACGAUGUACACAAUGAGUACAGGGAAUCCCCUAUUUACUUAUGUAGUAUGGGAGACGGAUCGCAAUUAGUUAUCCCUUUAGUUACAAAGUUGGCUAAGGAGGAUAAUGUGUCUGAUCAAGUAAAAGGAAUUAUUUUAGGCAAUCCAGUUAUUUCACCAGCUUUAGCGCUCACAAAACUGGGAUAUUAUUUGGAGGAACUCGCUUACAUCGAUGGGAAAGGUCGGAUAGAAAUCGAAAGUUUUUCAAACCUUACGUACUCGCUCGUUCAAUCAGAAUCUUUUGAACAGGCGUUUGAUCAGUUUUCAUCUCUAGACAAUUUUGUUAAUGAGAACGCCGGCGCAGUUAGCGUCAAUUUAAAUUAUAUUGUUGAAAAACUUAGACGCGAAUCAAAUAGAGAUUACUUCGGACAAAACAAUUACGUAAACAGAAUACUUGCUUUAAGUCAAAACGCUUCUGUCUUUAUGGAAACUGUAGUUAGACCAGCCCUGGGUAUUUCAAAUGAGAUAAGAUACGACGGGCAACGGGAAAAAGCUAUUCAAGCGUUUAAGAGCUCUUACAUGAAACCUAUUGUUCAUGGAGUCGAGCACAUCCUUAAUGAAACAAAUGUGAACAUAACUAUUUAUAACGGCAAUAUGGAUGCGGUUUCUAAUACUCCAGGUCAGUGGGAGUGGAUCCGAACUCUGAAAUGGCAAGGUCAAGAAGGAUUCCUAAAUCAGACAAGGAGGCCGUUGGCAUUGAACGGGCUGCUGGAAGGUCACUCUAAAAUAUCUGAUAGACUACGAUUCUAUUGGAUAAACGUAGCUGGACUUAUGGUUCCACUGGAAAAUCCUGUUGCUUUUAAGUCACUUUUGCAAUAUGCAACGUCGUGA